This is a messenger RNA of Pocillopora meandrina, 12647 nucleotides long. The record is from the annotation of a GenBank genome assembly. NCBI's taxonomy places the organism in Eukaryota, Metazoa, Cnidaria, Anthozoa, Scleractinia, Pocilloporidae.
AUGAAUUGUAUGCACAGGCAAACAGUGGACCAGCUAUUAUCAUUUUUUCCUUCUAAGAGAGAUAAAUACGAUAAAGAACAAGAUUAUCUAAGGUACAGAAUGGACAAAUGAUAGGGAUGUGAUAUGAUGUUGUACUCUUCAUUCCUCUUUUUUGUACAUUUUGAAAGGACAGUUAUUUUUCAGGAGUAAUCAAAAAGUGAAGUUGUUAACUGAGAUUUCUUAUAUGGCUUUUAAGAAUGCAGAGAAAUGGUGUUACACUUCAGCCCCUGAAUUUCCCAGCAACUCAGUCGAUACUGUGGUAAGCACAUAUGUGUAUGGAUUAGAACACUUUCUAAUUACUUGUUGUACAACCAAAAUCAAAUAGAUCACUAUGGCCUUCCUAUCAGAGUGAGAGAAAGUAUCAACAGAAGCUGAUAAAAACUUAAAGUAAACAUGAGCAAGCUACAGUAUAUUUGAAGCUUGGAAAAUUAUUUGUGACCAAGUUGUGAUCAGUUUUAGUUUUGUAUCUGAUUGGUGAAAAGGGAAUAGCAAGUUUCCUAGACAAAUUAGUUAAUCACAGAGCAAAGAAAAACAAAACAAAUGCAAAAUAGUACAUACCUUUUGACACUUGGUCGACAAUCGAUCUAUGAGAGAUAACUAUUGCUGUCUGGUAGUGCUUCCUGGUCAAAUUCCUUGCCUUCCACCAAGUUCUAGAAUAUAUAACCCUAGCUAAAUUGCAUUCAUGAAGGGUUUUCUUUUUCACCUAUAGGAACAGAACUGCUCAAGGAGACACUGAAAUUCUCCAUGUCACAACUAAAAGGUAACAAAUUUGGGUAUUAAGAACCUGGUAACCCUUGACCUCUGGGGAUUCAUAGCAAAGUGAAAAAUCCCAUCCAAUCCUGAAUUUUUUUUUUAAGCUUCUUUUCCUGUAAUUUCUUCAACUGUAAUAAACUUAUCAGGAUCACUUUGCUAUUUUCCAGUGCCCACCCGUCAAAAUGAUAUUGUAAUUAAUUUCCUAUUUAUAAAGAGAGUAAAGUUUCUCCUCUAGGAAGACAAAAAGUUCCUCAGGAACCCAACCCUGACAGUUCAGACUCUUGUAAACAAUACAUUUGUGCUUCACCUAUAGUUUCAAUGUGUUACCACAUUUUUAAAUAUUUUUGGGACACAUGUUGAUCUCAUUUUUAGGAAUGUGAGGCUGUACAUCAAUGAGAAAACUCUGCAUUUGGCUCGCAGACAUGCUAAUCAGACAAAAUCUUCCAAUGAAUGUUUCCUUGUUGGAAGCAUCUCUGUUGACUCAAGUAAGUAAAGAGUAAAAAUCACACAAUGUCUUUGUUUUAAUUAUGUCCUGAGGAUCACUCUACAGAACACUGUCAGUAUCUGAGCAACUGAGUACCUACCCCUCCCCUGACCCAUCUUCAGCCCUAACUCAUCAUCAGUUGACUUUUAUUGCAUUAGGGGAGGGGAAGGUGUGUAGUUGCUUGGAUACUGACACUGAUCCCACUCUACAACUCAACCCCUAACAAAAAAAGCAUUAAACAAACAUGAAAAGACUUAGUGAAGUGGAGCUAGUGAAGAUGUGGGGUACUUCUAAUAAUUUAAUCUAUUACAACUCCUUGAAACAUUUCAGAAGAGGACAGUAUUGAUGUAACAGUGGACAGAUUUGAUCCAGGCAGAGAAGUUGUGGUCAAACAGGGUAUGGUUGUCACUUGAUCUUUCUUUAUUAUUAUUAGUAUUUUUACGUCAAGUUGCUUUGAUCUUGAAUGUAAAACAUUACAUGUACCUGUUGAUUUUAGUCAUAACAACCUCAAUGCAAGCCACCAAUUUCAUUUUUAUUUUAUUUAUGGUUUCAGGUACUGGAAAAGUCAAAAGGAAAGUUCCCACUACAGUUGUUCCUGGAGACCAAAUCGUGCCUAUAACUGUGAGUUGUUACAUUCAAAAAUUACCAACUGCUUUUCCCCACAACAUUGUUUAUUUCCAGUAAAGAAAUUUGCCCCCUAUCUUCUUACUGAUCUACAUCGACAGUGUUGAAAGUAAACUGUUAAAUAUAGCUGAUAGCACAAAAUAAGUUGUUCCUAACAAGGUUGAUAGCACUCUAACAAAUUUUGUGUGAUAAUCAGAAGGUUAGCAGUUAAAGAUACAUGUGUGUAAGUAUGACAUUCUAUUUUUCUGCUUUAUUUUCAAGUUAAUCCAAGGUCUGAGUGGUGCUGAGAACUCUGUAACACACACAGUUGAAGAAUUUCAGAGAGCAUUUCAGGUACACAAUCCAUGAACACAGUCUAGAUAAUUAACAAUGAUUCAUGUUAGUACAUGUAUUAUUGCUUACUAGUUAGUGGUUUUGAAUUUAAAUAUUCAUGAAUAAUGUUGAAACCAUUCUCUUUGAAUUGUUUUGGUUACUGGUAUCGAGAUAAGGUGCCAGUUCCCAGCAUAAUUUAACAGUUUCAUUUUAUUCAGUCAGCAAAGACUUCAAAUCUCUCCUUUGAAAAGUGAUACUCCAAACUGAAAAGCAUCUUUUGUACUCCUUGGAAUUGAAUUUACUUUAUCAGGUUCAUCACUUCCUAGGUAACACUGACAAAAAAGUGUUCUUGCUUUAAUCACCUAGCAUGAGGUGAUUAUAACAAGAUAUGACUAAAUACUCAACCAAUCAGAGUGUGUGCAUCUUUGUAAUCACCUGAGCAAUUAUACUAAAAGUAUAUAUCUACAUAUUACUAUCAUAUUAAAAACUGCAAUACAAUCAUUACCUUCAAUAAAUAAACUAAAAAAUUAUGACAUAUUUCAAAGUUUGGUCUAAAUUGGAUUGGUUAUGAUUAUGCAGGGGUUAUAACCACUCUUGAUUAAAGUAAACAGUAAAAACUUCUUGUUGGCGGCUUUGAAGUCUAGUGUUAUAAAUUUCUGAGAGAGUGGGUGCCAGUUUUGUUUGAGUUAUAAGGCAAAUUUUGCCAGUUGCUUAUUGACAAAACCAACUGAUGGUAAAAAUUUUUAUCAUCAAUUAGGUCCAGUUUAGUAGGAUUAGCAGCCAAGAAACUGUGAAUCUGUCGCACCUUGUGAGCUUGAAGGUCUGCUGUCACUCACAUGGGGAUACUGAUGAGAUCAUAUUCAAUGUUAACUGUAAGUGUAACAAUGACACUAACAGCUUUGGGCAAAAUUAAAUCAUUUCUAGUAAUUUUUUUAAAAAUUAAGCUGUGAAUGUAUAAUUUUUGUUCUGAUUUUCUAGAGAUAUUAUAUUUAUCCUCUCUAACAGCUUGUUAACCCCAUGAUUAACUUGAAAUGUCUCCCUAUAAUAUCCAUAAAUUAUUCAGCAAACAGGUGAUGAGAAUAUUCAAACUUAUCAGGUAGAAGCUGCUCUCUUGAUCUAGUACCAAGUUCUCAUAACUACUUUACAAGGAAGUGUCUCACAGCUAGAGGGGAGAAUUAACAAUCAGAUCUUGGGAGUUAAAGGGUUGAUCAGUUAUAAAAUUUUGGUAUCCUAUUAAGAUAUCACCCCUUGGCUGCAAAUUGAAUUUUUAUUCCUAUCAUAUUUUCACUGAUCAAGGUAGUGACAUUGUGAGGAGAGGGUACAGGCCAGUCAGUUUUAGGAGUUGAGUGGUUGAAGGAUCCUUCAGAGAUCUAAAAAAGAAAUUAGAGAUUGUCAUACAUUUGAAAGCAUGUACACAGACCUUUGGUGCUCUUCUGAAUUUCUCUGCAGGAAUUCUCUAAUUAAUAUCUCAUAGUGUCCAAUCCAAACCACAAAAAUUCAUUUUCUUUCAAUCAAAUUUUGUAAAGAUUAUGGCUGAGACUUCACAAAGGUUUUGAGAAUCCUACUGAUCCUUUUAAGGUUUUUUGUCAUGUGAGCACAUUUACUGUCAAUGAAACAGUUUCCAGCAUUUGUUAAAUUUCUGUGCUAAAAUGAGAUAGCUGUGUAUGUGCCCAGUGCUGCUUUCACCUCACAGUAAAUUAACUUCCAGAAUUUACUCUUCAACUUAAGGUGGUGUUAUCACCAUGGGAACAAGACUGUGUGCCACGCCUGUAGCAGCUGUACCCAUCAUUCCAACAGCGCUGGCCAGAAAUUUGUCAGGUCCACUAAGACUUAGUGAGGUUCAAGGCAUACCAAAAUAUGGGUGAGUAAACUAUGUGGGUAAGUGAAAGACAUUCAUGACAAUUAUUUUAUAAUUUAAUCCUCUUUCAGUUACAGAAUAUUAUUAUUGGUGGCUCUUUAUUUACUCUUUGCAAUUUGUGUCUUAAUUGAAAUGCCUUCUUAUUUAUGCAAUACGUUUCUUGUUACUUCAGAUAUUUGACUAUGGAUCACACAAGGAAAUUACUAUUGCUGCUCGAAUCAGAUCCAAAGGCAGUUUCUUUACCACUUCUUGGAAUGUAUGUUGAUUAUUUGAUAAUAAAUAUUCUCAUCUUUUAAAAACAAGAUGUGUAUACUUUUCAAUAAAAUACCAUUUCGUGCUCCACAUCUAGUCACUGUCAGUUCAAUGCAUACAUGAGUGUAGUUGGAUCUAUGAAUUUUUUGAAAAUUUUAUGCUUUUUCUACUUGAUAAUUUGACUAGGUCUGUUGAAUAAUUUGUUUUAGUUGGGUCAGUGGAAUUUACAACAUUCAUCAUCCUUUUAUAUGGGCCUGCUGUCUGCGGUUUCUCCACUCAGCAGCUCUUCAGCAAAGGUAGGUCUAAAGUAACAAGAACUUUCAUAAACCAUUUGACCCCCUUAACCCUUUCACUCUCAAGAUCAAAUUAGUAAUUCUCCUUACUAUCUGCCAUACAAUUCUUAUGAUGUUAGUUCAGAGAAUUUGGUAUUGGAUCAACUAAUAAUCUCAUGAUUGAUAUUCUUCUCUAUUCUCAUCACCUACCUGCUUGAUAUUGUAUUGAUAUUGUAAGGAGAAAUUCUGUCUUGGUCACCUGUGGGAGUGAAAGGGUUAAGUGAAAUUGUCCAAUUUCUCCUUACAAUAUCACCAAUAUGAAUGAUGUUAAAUUGCUGCAGAAUUAACCAGCCUCUAAUGAGUAAGCAAACACCUCAGCCUUUUAACUCCCAGAUCAAAUUCGUAAUUCUCCUUACUGUCAACUUUACAGUUCUUAUAAUGUCAGUUCAGAGAAUUUAGUGUUAGAAUAUCAACCAAUUGUCCCCAAAUUUAUAUUUUUCUUUAUUCUCAUCACUUAUCUGAUUGAUUUUGUAUUGACAUUGUAAGGAGAAAUUCUGUCUUGGUCACCCGUGGGAGUUUAAGGGUUAACAGUUGGUGUUAUAAGAAAGAGAAUCUCCAAGCCCUUACCUUCAAGGUAAUAAGUCUCUUGGUUUCUUGUUCUUCAGGGUGUUUGCUCCUCCAAACUCCUUUCUACUUCUGUUAUAUUCCCCUGUGAAGAGUACACCAGAAUUCUGGGAAUGCCGACAAGAUCAGGUAAAAAUAGGCUUAAUACUAGUAACAGAGUACCCUUGAGUCAUCAACUUACUGGAAUUUAGAGCUACCUAUUGUGUUAAACUUCAGUCUGUAUUUCUGGCUUUGUACUUGGCAGCACAUCCACUGCUCUGUUUUCCUGAAUAUCUUUUAAACCUCAUUUGUGUCUCAACACCUUUUCCAUUCCUUGAGAAGUUUGUAAACACACAAAUUCCUCCAAUGCUCAUAAAAGACAACAGCUGAUGAGGUAUACAGAAUAAAUCUGUCAGUUAAUUUUGUACACAAAAUUAAAUUUUAUUGCUUUAGACAGAGAGAAAUGAUAACUUAUUUUCUUUGUAUUUCUGCUUCUGAUAUACAGGGGAGACCUGAAGUGAAAAUGUUUGAGUACCAUAGUUGUUACGAAAACUUGCACUUGGAAACAGUGAGUACAAAUAUAGAGGAUUGUUACAGAUUUUCGUAACCUUUAGCAUACAUAAAAGAAAAGUUAUGGAGUGAUAGGAGACUUUUAAAGUAUUUUCUAGUAGUAUACUUUGAAUUUAAGUGGAAAGUAAAACAAACACCUUGUAACUUCUUUCAGCCACUUGGUUCCAGUUCUACUGAGCCAUUGUGCUUUGAGCUGUUUCCAGCUCCUGAGGGAAUGGGAAGAAGUCAUUUUGAGCAAGCCAUGCAGAACUGGGAGAAAGAACAAAGAACAACAAGGUAACUUGAGAUGGUUGAAACAAUGUAAUCACAGCAUACUGUUGGAGUUAAUUUAAAUUUGCUCCAUCAGGUAAGAUGCAUUCUUCAGCAGUGGUUUAGCACUGCAAAGACUAAUUAAAUAUGGCUAACUCUUGACUAGUAAUAGAUGACACUAAUCAAUGUCUUUUUUAUUAUUAUUUGAUCAUGUGAUUUACCAGGUUAGGUGAAGAUGAAGAUCUUUCUCCCAGGAACCAACCACUCCCUCUAAUGAGAGAAGGACCUGAGGAAGAGGAAUUCACUCCAGUUCCCAGGCCCUCUCCUUCUCCUCAUCCUCAAAACUUCCAGGUGAGACAUUUGAUACAAACUACAAACAGUCAUUCAGGGUCAAAAAGAAUCAUCAUGAGUUUUAAUUGCAAGUGUAGAACCUAUAAUGUCUAAACACUAGCAUUGAUUGUAGCAGUGUUAUAGUAACUUAACAGAAACAGCUUUGAAGCUCAUGUCUUUUUAAUCUUUCAUCACAGCUUGUAGCCAAGACAUCUCUAUCUCUCAGCUUUGAUGUGGAAGCAACAGCUGACACCUCAGAACAGGGCUUUGCUAAUCAGAAAAUCCUACCCAAUCCAAAACAAUGUGUGCAGGGUUCAAAAUUGCAGAGCCCGCAAGACCAAGAAAAUGAUCAUACAAAAAGUAUCAGUUCUGUAGGUUUAGUAAAAGGGAAAAAAUUGGCGGCAAAGAACAGCAGAGAAGUUAAUUCGCCAUCAAGAGAACCAUUGAGGCCAAUCUUAGCUCCAAAUCAUACUCACUCAAGGGUUAUGAUGACAAAACAAACUCAUCCAUCAUUACCUCAGAAAAGACAUUUAUCACAAGGCUUGGUUCAAUCAGUUUCCACUCAGAGAGUAACUAGUGCAUUACAUCAUAAAAAUCAGAGACCUCAGCAUGCUCUUGCAGAAGUCACCUCUGCUAAGUCUAAAAGAGAUGGAAAACAGGUAUUCUUGGAGCAAGUGGAUGUUGUUCAUGGAACUGAAGUGGGGAAAGAUAAUCAUCAACAGAACACAAAUCCAGUCAUGGUAGCCAAACCUCAAGGCUCAAAAAGUGCAGAUCAUGAAAAAUUGCACAGUUUUACAGGACAGGGUGAGGUUUCCUCAAAGCACAAAGUUGAAGGAAACAAAGGGAAACCGUUUGAUCAGAGACAGUCUAUUAGAUCAGCAGAUAACAGGAACAAUCCAAAAUUAGUAAACCAAAUUCAAAAGUCUUGUUUGGAGACAGUUUUUGAAGGAGAAACCCCAGAUGGGACUUUAAAUCAAAGUAAAGAUGAAAGACAACCAGAACUUCAAAUUAUUGAGGAAAACUUCCCCACAAAUAAUAAAUUGUGUAGGGAAGAAAAUGCCGGUGUCAUCUUGGAUCAAGAUGAAGAAACAGUGCAAGGAAAUGUUCAAGAACUAAGAAGUAGUACAGAAAAAGGAUUUUAUGUUCAUUCUCCAGACAGCAGAGAACACAUUUUUGAAGAGUUUACUUCAGGUUCUGUGGUGAGUGAGAAUGUGCCACUGCAAUCUCAGGAGAAAGAAAGGCUGACACCAAAAGCUAAUGAAGAGGAUAAUGACAUCCAAAAGCAUCAACAGUUAUUUCAGGAAGAUGCAAAGGUUGCAGGAAAUAUUACUGCAAUGACAAGAAAGGAGAGUUCCACAUCAGUGGAAGGGUCAACCCUUCCUGAUCCUUACCAGCUUCUUAUGAGACAAGAAGCUCAGCUAAGAGAACUUCAAGAACAGGUACAUAACUGAUAUUGCUGUGUGUGACCAAGACGGAAUUUCUUGUUACACUGUCAAUACAAUAUCAAGGACACAAGUGAUGAAAAUAAAGAAAAAUAUCAACAGGGUGAUAAUUUGUUGAUCCAAUACCAAAUUCUUUGCAAUGACAUCAUACAAAUAGUAUGGCAGACAGUAAGGAGAAUCACUGAUGGGAUCCUAGGAGUGAAACGCUUAAAUAAGUUAUAAUUUAUGGAAGCCAAAUCAUUUUUACAUUGUUUAGUGUAAAUCACCUAGAAAACCUGCUAGAUUGAAACCCUACACACCCUAACAGUGAUAGGGAUCUAAUUUCUCCGCAGAAGUAUAACCUCUUGAAUCAAGCAUUGAGGUCAUUCAAAUCAAAGAAAUGAUUGCAAAUUUAAGAAGCUCUGUAUUUUAACUCUUGAUUGUUGAACAAAUUCUCCUUGUAAGAAUCAUAGGAAAUGUGUGGAAAAAAAUUGGGAGAAUUUGCAAACUUAUAUUAGGAUGUAAAGGGUUAACACCAAUUUUUUUUUUAUUUUCCUCAGAUCAAACUACUUCUACAGCAGCAAAAUGCUCAGCUUCUUCCCACUCCCAAUGCACUCUUAACUCCUCCCAGAUCUCCUCACUUGGAAAGUUGCCAUGGCAAUGACAGGUCACCUAAUUCCUCCCCCAUCUCUAUGGUUACAGCAUGUACCAACACAGGAGCUAGUCUGCUAUUUGGAACACCUUUAAAGUUUAUUGGCAAAAGAUCAGCUGCUACAUCACCAAUUAAGGAAAAGGACUUGAAUCUGAGUAGAAGGUCUGUUCAGAAAGUUGAGCUCAUUCAAAUUAUUUUCUUUUCUCUGUCUAUAAUCCAUCUUCAAUAUGCACAGAUAUUUGUCUGUGGACAUAAUCUGUACUGAGACGUGAACAGGUUUUCUGAGAAUUACAUGAUUCCUUUAUGUCCCUCCUUUGUCUAACACCACAUAACACUUUUAGACAAGUGGAUCUUGCUAUGGCAUUUUUUAAGAAAUGCUUUGGACAAAGUUUAAAUUCUGUAUAGUAUAUUAUACUAUGUUUACUUGUUUACAUUUCAAUUCCAGAACUUUGUCAUCAUCAAGUCAAAUUGCAAGUGAAAUGAGCUCACAGACAGAUCAGGUUAACUCUAAGCAGUCACACCAGUCUAACUUACCUGCCAAUCCUGAUGAAUUAGCCAAUCAGGUGAUAGAGAUUGAUGACCCUAGUCAAACAUUAGCCUCUUCUCUUCAAGCUGUGGAUAUCCCAAGCUUUGUUGAUAGUCCCUCAGGUUUGACUAGCCCCAGUUCUAAUGAUAGGGCUGAAGGAGGAGGCAUGGAAACAAAUUUCACUAGCCCUGUGUUAGGUGAGUAUAAGCUUCAAAGGGAAAAAAUUAUCAGCUUCUCUAUUUGAAAUCUGCUUGAAGCAAAAAGCCUGUUUGAACUGAUACCAUCAUUCUCAGGUAGAUGCACUGUCACUGUUCUGUGCAUGCUGCACUUUGCAGUGUGAGAGGUAGAUGCCUUGUCAAUGCACUGUACUCUUGAUCAAGUUGUACUCUUGAUCAAGUUGUACUCUUGAUCAAGUUGUACUCUUGAUCAAGUUGUACUCUUGAUCAAGUUGUACUCUUGAUCAAGUUGUACUCUUGAUCAAGUUGUACUCUUGAUCAAGUUGUACUCUUGAUCAAGUUGUACUCUUGAUCAAGUUGUACUCUUGAUCAAGUUGUACUCUUGAUCAAGUUGUACUCUUGAUCAGGUUAGAGAGGAGACUUGUGAGAUGGACACCUAAUUGAAAAAUAUGUAAAACUACUUGGUUCAUGAGAUGGUGCUUGUCCUUCCAUGCUAAAUCACAACUUUUUCAACUUAUAACUGUUUCAAUGACAACCCCACCCCACCCCCACCCAAAAAAGUCAAUAAAUACGAAUAUAAUAAUUCAUUAAUUUUAAAUAAAUUGAAUAUUAUCAAAGUGAUCUGCUUUUUUUUUUCCACCACAACUGUAGGUGAAAGUGCAAGUAUUCUAAUAGAACAGAGACAGAAAGAAUAUAAAUCACGAUCAAAAGAUCAGGAACUAGUUGGGGGAAAUGAUGACAAAAAUGGCGAAUCCAAUCAUGAUGGCCUGUUACAAAUAAACGAACGCCAGUUCUAUGACAACUUAUUGGUAUGUGCCUAUUGCAACUAUGUAUUGAUAUGUAGGUGAUCAAGAUGUGUAAACACAUCCAGUGGGAAUUCAUGGAUUGAAUGUCCUACUUUCUGCCUCAAUCAAGUAUCCAAAUCUUUGCACCACAUUUAGGACCAAGUCAAGAACAUUCUUGACCAUCAAGUUCAAGAACACCACACAUCAGAAGACUCUCCUAAGAAAUCUGUUCUCAAAGAACCAACCACACCCUAUUAUGCCACCCGAGAGGAAGUUGUUAUGGCAACAAUGGGGGAGUUGAAAAAGUUAAAGGCCUCACCUCCUGGAGCUAAAGAUGAACUUACCGAGUGAGAAUCUUCUCUCAAUAUGUUGCAGUGUAAUGUGUGACAUGUAAAUAGGUUAAACUAUUAUUAUUUUAAGGAGUUACCUGCUUAGCUGCCCCAAAAAACUCAUCAACAAUUCAGUUCCUUCUCCUGGAUGGGAUGCUAUUCUAUCAUUGGUAACAUCAUAGCAUUUCUUCAGUUUUCCCUAACAAAUUGAUAGUUCCCAUUUUAAGUUCCAGGUGAAGAGAGAGAAUGUUUGUCUCCAUUCCAACCAAUCUUUUGCAAUCCUCUUGGUUGAGUCAAACACAACCGGAGUUGCAGGCCUGUGCUCUCCUAGCACCUGGUGACCCCUGACACCUUACUUUUUUUACAUUUUUGUUUUGUUUUUUUCAUAAAAAGCAUAUGCUGGGCACCCUGGAUUUCACAAUUUCAGAGCACUGAGCUCCCUUCGAUUUUGUAUGAGAGCUCAGCCUUGUGCUGUUUCAGUUUGUCCUAAGCUUUCCCUCAGCAAGUUUUGUCAGCUGCCCCUCUUUCAACCAUGAUGAUGGAAGCCACCACAAUAAAGACCAUGUCAUCACAAUCUCCUUUUUUCAGUCAUCAUAAAUGAACAUCGGAAAACAAUGAAAACUUCAUAAAAUGGCUAUAAGAAGCUUGGAGGGUAGAGAAGAGUGGGGGCAAGGGGGGGAGUACAAUGGGGGGAGUACAAUGGGGGGAGCACAAUGGGGAGUAGCCGUAAACAGAUGAGUUCUCCAUCCUAUGGGUGUCGUCACUUUGUACAAAGUAAAUUUCCUAAGGGUGAUCACUUAGCAAAAGAGAAAAGAUAAUUCUACACCUAAUCAGCAGAAUUCUCUGACUUAAUUUUGAUAGCCUGAAAUGUAUUUUUAUUCAGAGGUGGAUAAUAUUUUCCUGUCACUUUACACAACUAUUCUGCUUCUUCAGUUCUUCUUAAGAACCUUGCUUCCUGCAGUUGUAGUACAUUUAGGUUUUUGAGUGUACAAAGCAACAUAGUAGAAGGAUAAUGGUUAGUCCUCUUUUGUAUCAUCAGGAACCAUGUAAGCUCUCUCCCCAAACAAUGGCCAUUCCAUAAAUCAGCAUCACUGAGUAACAUACCAGAUCAACCAAACAUUAGCUACUUUUCACUGUCAGUCGACGACACUCUCGAUGAAGUUUUUAGUGAAGCAGACUUCAAAUACCUCACUGACGAUCAAAAGCAUGAGCUUCGACAAAUCAACAGUUGUGGAAAAAGCCACAGCCGCCACAGAGCUUUUACUUUUGACAAUGAUAUUUCUCGAUCUCCCAUGGACUAUACAUGGAAUAACUUAUCCAUGGCUACCCAGCAAUACCUAGGAAAGUACUGCCUAGCUCCACAACAUCCUACAAUUUCUGAAGGUCAACAUGGACCAACUAUGGCCACGAAAUCAAAAAGAACCUCUGCUUGUGAUUCUGAACUAUUCAACUCUGAAACAUUCCGAGGUUGUGAAGCACCACCUCCUACUCCAGAGCCUGCCCCCAAAGAUGAAAAUACUUCAAAUAUUUUAGACAUAACCAGGCUGAAAAAGCUUCCUAAGUUAAUUUGAUGUGUGAGAUACUGACAGAAGUAGUUCUGAAUCUUAAAACAGAGGCCAUUGACCGGGAUUGACCUAAAGUUAUGGGUGGAGAGGAUUGCAGUGAGUGGAGUUUAGAGGUCAGGAUUAGUUUGUGAAAUUAUUAAUUUAGCUGGUUAGGGAAAUUUUGCCUUUUCAGGGUAAUGUAGGGGAAUUUCAAAAUCCUAUGACUGUGGCAACCAUAACUAGGAUAUCCCCUUCCACACUGAAAGGAGUUGGAAUGUGAACACAUGGUUUUUCUCUGGAAUGUUACACAUCUAGUAGAAUCUAGAGAUUUGUGAAACACUUAUGAUUCUCCAAUUGCCAUCAAGACUUCCUUUGUGACUGUGAACUUACCAUCUUAAAGUAUAAGUGGAGAUGAUUUAUAUUUAAUCUAAGGCCAUGAAAUUACAAAUUAGAGGUAAAAAAAUUGGCAUGUCAGAGGCCAAAAGAGAUCACCAAAAGCUUGGUUUGAAUAUAACAAAUAAAACAAAACUGUAACCAAGGACAGCACCCUGAAAUUAUUUAUUCCUCAUUUAAUCAUCCUACCUGUAAAAUUUCACAAAGACCUGCUAAAGGCAUUUGAAAAGAAUAUUGUAUUGACAGUACUGCUUUUUAAGCUUCAAAAAGUAAACUUAAUCCUAGUCAAAUAUUUGCCCCCACAGGGUUUUUGGCCCCAGAGGGCCAAAAACCCGAGGAGGCACCUUAGGACUCCCCAUGUAAUAUAGAGGAAGACUGGAGAAGAGAGAAUGUGGGUAUUUUCGGUAGAUCAUAACCAGAAAAAAUCUCGAUUUGAUCGCUUGCAUGGCCGCAAGGUAUCAACGUUUUUCCCGCA